Molecule: messenger RNA, 3123 nt
Organism: Lethenteron reissneri (Far Eastern brook lamprey)
Lineage: Eukaryota; Metazoa; Chordata; Hyperoartia; Petromyzontiformes; Petromyzontidae
Product: induced myeloid leukemia cell differentiation protein Mcl-1 homolog
Biological process (GO): extrinsic apoptotic signaling pathway in absence of ligand; intrinsic apoptotic signaling pathway in response to DNA damage; mitochondrial fusion
Cellular component (GO): mitochondrial outer membrane
Molecular function (GO): BH domain binding; channel activity
Source: RefSeq, a predicted model, not a curated record
ACCGCGCUUCCAACACCGCCCACAGCCGCAGUCUCACCGCUCACCUCCAUCGACACACCAACAACCUGCCAAGCUACUUCGCUCGCACGCAACCAUGGUGGCCGACGGAACUCACGCAGGGAUCUUCGCCGCCGACAGGUUACAACAACAGCAACAGGGCGCGGGGUCGCCUCCCAAUUCUCCUUCGCCCCGCGACAACGACACGGCAACAGCACCCGCCAUUGACGAGGCCUGCGGCGCGCCGCCACCCACGACGCCUGCCACCUCCGCCGACUCCGUCUCGCAUUCCGCGGCGGCCAUUCAGGCAACGCGGAGUGGCGGAGCGAGGCGCUUCGACGUCGACCGGCUGGCCGUGGAGACCGCGGAUUUCAUCUCGGACUACAUGGCCCAUCUAACACCGACGGAACAGCCGCCCCACCACCAGCAGCAGCAGCAACUUUCUGCCGCUUCAAAGCUUCUCAAAAGUAUGGGAGACUCGCUCCUGGAGCAACACCGCGCCGCCAUCUCGGGCAUGGUGAGCCGCGUGGAGGCCCAGACGGACUCCGAGGAGCUGCGCGGCUCGGCGCUCGGCGUCGCCCGGGAGAUGUUCUCCGACGGGCACAUGAACUGGGGCCGCGUGGUCGCGCUGGUGGUGUUCUGCGCGCUGCUCGUCAAGAGGCUGAAAGCCAGCGGGCGGCUGAGCGACGCCGAGGCGAGGGCCGUGGCGGACGAGGUGGCCGCCUUCCUGGUGUCCUCGCGGAGGGCUUGGUUCGUGCAGCAGGGAGGCUGGGAUGGGUUCGUGCGGGAGUUUGAGCGGGAGACGCCCGACAGCAUGCUCAAAAACACGCUGAUGGCCGUCGCGGGGUUCGGAGCCAUGACGGCUCUGGCCGCGUUGGGCGUUCGCAAGAUCCUCAGCGGUUUCUGCUGAACCUUCCAAGUGGCACACGAGGCCCCAAUCUUAUCUGGCUCCCGCGCACGGUGUGCUCCAGCCUCGUCACCUCCAGCUGAGCUAAACGAAGCACCACUACCACAACCGCGGAAAAACAUCGAGACUCUGAACAGACGUGGCACGCAUCACCCACCCCUGCAACGUUAAAUUGUGGUGCUCAACGUUUCCAUGGCGGUAGAAUUUUGGCAAAGAUGCAGCUGUAAAUACAUUUUUUUUUUACAUUCUGAUUUUCGCUGUUCGUUCGUUUCCGUUUUGCUAAACCUGCCGCAUGGGAGCGUUGGCGACUGGGAUGCAUGGUGCCAAAUCGUUGGUUGCAUUCCGUGGGGCCUGUCAUGCUUUGUUAAUAUUUUAAACCUCUGUGUGAGCAAGGUGUUUGCGUCUUCCUACCGAGAAAAACCCGAGAGUCGAAUGGAAAUUGACGCACAGGCUCUUGUUGGAUGGCAACUAUUUGCUUUCAAAGAGUCGUUAAAUUCGUUUGAAUCUGGCUCGAUGAGGCAGCAUUGUAAGUGUUGGUAAAAUUGAGCAUUUCAGAAGCACUUAUAAUUUUAAUUAUUAUUUUCUUAAAAUAAAAUUUCAGAAAAGAUAAAAGAUUAGAAACGUGUUAAUGUGUGUUAUAUUGCUACCUCAAACACGGCGAGGAAUUGAAUUACUCUUGCCUUCGUGGCAGUGUUUUGGCCAGAAACAGAAUAAUCCGUUCUGAUUUGGUCUUUACGCAACUCAAGGAAGCUAGAGUUGCUUUUGGCAGCGGGCAGCAAUAGCCGCAGCAGCCCCUUGCAUGAAAGUUGCAGGGUAGGAAAGCCUCAACUUGCAACACAAAAGGUUUAACUUUUUUUUGGUCAUAUGAUGUAAUAUCAGGACUGUGUGGGUGCACCGAUUGUACCCUUUUAUGAGUACAGGCCAAGAAGGUAGACCGAGGAGAGGGCUCCGAAACCCAUCAGGAGCCUCCUCCCUGUGCGUGUCCAGGUGAACACGAUAGGCAGCUUGGAUGGGUGGGGGGGGGCCCUAUGGUGCACGGCAGUCUGAUUUUAAAGCCGCAUUUAGAAACGACAAGCCUGAUUUAAGCAUGCUGUUAAUUGGCAGUGGCCUACCCCAAAAAGUAGCCUUGCAACGUGUGCGACUAAAAAACAAAUUUUAGAGUUGCGAUGUAGCUGGCCCGGUGGGGGGAGGGGGGGGUAGGUUCCUGAUUGAAAACAGAAAACCCAACCCCCCCUGUUUAAAAUGGACUCUGGGUAGCCUUUACCCAUUGCCCUGUCCUGGAUUAGAUUUUAGUGUACCCUUACCAUGCAAUAAUAAUUACUUGGUUCAGGAUAGAUCUUGGAUAUUUUCCUAAGGCAACUCAACGGUGUGAUUGCCAUGGGGGGAGGGGGCGGCGGUAAGAGGUGGCAGUUCUACCUGGGUGGAUUUUUGCUUACCAGGGAUUAUCGAGAGAAAUUUCCUUGCUGCCCACGUGUGUGUCAUCUGGAGCGGCUGUUACUGAAGCACAUUUUGUUUUAGUUUAUUUUAAUCUGGCUUUUGAACGAUGUGACGGUGGUGUAUGACAUGUGUGUGUGUGCAUGGGCGAGUGAGUGUAUGUAUGUAUGAGUGUGAGACCACACUGGGGCUUUGUGCUCACUCAUAAUCCCUAAUCCACUGGCACGUUUGUGCCAAGCCAGCGUAGGGUCCUUCACAGUAUGGGUGUUUUUUUUCCCACUGCCUAUGCCGCAACCAAACUGAAACGCAGACCCUCGCAAAAUCCAAGUCUUGGCUCGGGGGGCCAAGCAGGGCCAGGAUUAGUUGCAUCCUCCUGCAAAUGCGCCUUGGUCACUGCAGGACGCGGGCACCAUCGUGGCAACACACCGCUGUUACCGGUGUGCAGUUCGAGCCGGCCGUAGCGGUGGACGGCGGCGGCACAGCUCAGAGUUCUGCAGUGAGGAGAGAAAACAACCUGACGUCUCCUGAGCCGCGGCCACGGCUUGUUCAGCCCUGGGCGCGGCUCUGUUUUUGCAAGUGGGGAAAAAAAAAAAGAGGCAUUUGGGUGACACUGUGGAGGGGGGGGGGGUGCCUGUGAAGGCACUGGGGUGGUAGGCACCCCCCCCCCCAGGGCCAUUGAGCUGCUCAGAUUAUUGCUUGUGCAUGCUCCACAUUCUUCAGACCUUAUUGGUGCUUUCAGUUCCCGCUCCGCCUCUCAAAACAACAAUAAAAGAGUAUCUUGUUUA